AUGACGCGCUUCACAAAGAUAGCCAUGAGUAUACCCGACCUCCACCCCGAGGUGGAACUACACGCCAUAAAAAGCGGAUUACGACCUGGAAAAUUUCAGGAAACUAUUGCUGUGGCCAAACCAAAAACUAUAGCCGAGUUCCGUGAAAAAGAUAAAGGACAGAUCGACAUCGAAGAACUCCGACAAGCUCUGAAAGUAGAAAAGCCUCACCAUAGAGACGAUGACAAAACACGGGACAGCAAGAAGAAUUUCAAACCAAUGCCACGAUAUGAGACUUACACCAAAUUCAACACCAAGAGCGAUGAUAUCAUAAAGGAGAUAUUGAAUUCGAAAUUAAUCAAGCCACCAAGAAAAUCUAGCAAUUACCCAGAUUCAAAAGGCACUGACCGAUCAAAAUACUGCUCUUUCCACCAGAAGCACGGACAUAAUACCGACAACUGCGUCAUCGCCAAAGACCUACUAGAGCGACUAGCUCGGCAGGGUCACCUCGACAAAUACAUCAGCGGCCACAUGCAGCGGCGAGCACCUACUUCAGGAGACCAAAGCUCGGUUACACAACAUGGCCGAGAUAGAGACCGACUGAACAAUAGCCAUCCUGAACUACCAACACGUACAAUUAAUUGUAUUUCCGAAGGUUUUGCAGGUGGCGGAGCCACAAGCUCGGCAAGAAAAAGAUCUUACCGAGCUAUACUUUCCAUCAACGCCGAUCAAAGUCAACAGCAGCCGCUGCCAACAUCUCCACAGAUAACAUUCCAGACAGCCGAUCAUGACAAUAGCGUAGCAAAUCUGGAUGAUCCCGUCGUAAUCUCCCUACAGCUCGGAGAUCUCCUGGUUAAAAAGGUGUUGCUCGACCAAGGCAGCAGCGCCGACGUUCUCUUCUACUCAACAUUCCAGAAAAUGAAACUAAGCAGUAAUGUCAUCCAACCUUCCACUGGUGACUUAGUAGGAUUCUCAGGUGAGCGAGUCCCAGUUAUGGGCUCUGUGUGGUUACAAACCACACUCGGUAAGUUUCCUUCGUCAAAAACUUCAGGCAUUCAAUACUUGGUUGUUGAUUGUUUCAGUCCCUAUAAUUUAAUACUUGGCCGACCUUUCUUAAAUAGGUUUAGCGCUAUAGUAUCUAUAAUUCAUCUUUGUGUUAAGUUCCCUUUGCAGGACAACACAAUUGCAACCAUUCACAAUGAUGCCCGAGAAGCCAGGGAAUGCUACAACAAUAGUCUCAAAAGACCUAACCGUAACACAAAAGCCCAGGUUCACAAUAUCAACAACAUGAACAACCAACACAUGCUGGCCGACCUUGAUCCCAGAGCAGGAACACUAGAAAGACCAACCCCAACAGAAGACCUCGAUAAAUCUAUUUCACAGAAAACUCAGACAAAUUCACAUACGUCGGCUCAACAUUAUCCUCAAAAGAAAAAACGUCAUUCCAAGCAUUCUUAA
Messenger RNA from Arachis duranensis, 1437 nucleotides. RefSeq lists its product as uncharacterized. Lineage: Eukaryota; Viridiplantae; Streptophyta; Magnoliopsida; Fabales; Fabaceae. The record is from RefSeq and is a predicted model, not a curated record. The coding region runs from base 1 to 1437 and encodes 478 amino acids. The transcript has a single exon.